Pieris macdunnoughi is the source of this 1974-nucleotide messenger RNA. The record is from the annotation of a GenBank genome assembly. NCBI's taxonomy places the organism in Eukaryota, Metazoa, Arthropoda, Insecta, Lepidoptera, Pieridae.
AUGCCGUCGGAAUCUAAGCCUUUGUUGACAGCUCAAACAGAAAAACCAAAUCAUUAUAAAUAUCUAAAGGAAUUCCGUGUGGAACAGUGCCCGUUGUUCCUACAACAUAAAUGUACACAACAUAGACCUUUUACAUGUUUCCACUGGCAUUUUAAUAAUCAAAGACGUAGAAGGCCUGUACGUAAGCGGGAUGGAUCGUUUAAUUAUAGCGCAGACAAUUAUUGUACUAAAUACAACGAGACUUCAGGAAUUUGCGAGGAUGGUGACGAUUGUCCGUACUUGCAUAGAACAGCUGGAGACACUGAGCGGCGAUAUCAUCUCCGGUAUUACAAAACUUGUAUGUGUGUCCAUGACACAGAUGCGAGGGGCCUUUGUACGAAGAAUGGGGCUCACUGUGCCUUUGCUCACGGAGCUCCCGACCUUAGACCACCAGUGUUGGACAUGAGGGAACUGCAGGCUCUAGAAAAUCCCAAUGGAACUGAUGGGGACACAGCUGCACCUAAUGCUUUAGAUAGAGAACGUAAUUUGAUGAAUGAAGACCCUAAGUGGCAAGAUACAAAUUAUGUGUUAUCAUCAUAUAAAACAGAACCAUGCAAAAGACCACCUAGGCUUUGUAGACAAGGGUAUGCAUGUCCACAAUAUCAUAAUAGUAAAGAUAAACGUAGAUCACCUCGCAAAUACAAGUACCGUAGCACACCAUGUCCUAAUGUAAAGCACGGAGAGGAAUGGGGAGAACCUAGCAGUUGUGAAGCUGGAGAUGCCUGUGGGUACUGCCACACUCGCACGGAGCAGCAGUUCCAUCCAGAGAUAUACAAAUCCACUAAAUGCAAUGAUGUACAGCAAGCUGGCUACUGCCCACGGGGUCUAUUCUGUGCCUUUGCACAUGUUGAACCUGAAGAUUUGUCAUCAAAUCGAGACAUGAGUGCUCCACUGGAGUGUGGGACCAAUCUCGCCGAUCUUCUUUCUUCGGCGUUACCCAACGACAAAAAGAAUGACGUCGGCGUGCUCGGCGGAGCCUUAGGCCUCGGCCGUCCUCUUAGUCCCCAGCCGCACACCAACGGCAGCGGAGACGGCUCCGAGUGCGCUUCGACCUCCAGCGGAGGCUCUAUACAUCAAUCGCGUCCCAUUCAAACGACAGCUCUGCAGUCAUACCAAGACCAUGAGAAGCCCCAACCGUCGUGGCCGCCACGGUCCACGUUCGACGCCACAGUCCUCCAAGAGGUAGUCGGAAACGCCCUCGACGAUAUUCACCUGGACGAUCCUUUGAACCUCGUGGCCUCUCUGGAUCGUGAUCUGUCAGACGGAGAGGGUUUGCUCGGUGGAUCGGCUCCUGUGAACAUUCCACGUCCUUCUCUCAGGGGCUUCAGCCCACCCAGCGGAGGAUCACCGUUGCCGCCGUUUCUCCGGUACGCUAGUGAUACGGACAGAUUGUUCAACUCGCAUCCGAUGAAAGCGGGAAGUUUCGGAGCGGCGGGUAACGCGUUCGAAUUCGCGGCGACUUCGCCCUCAGCCCCGGCCGAGUUAUCGAGACUGCGGGAGGAAGUGGUGGCCUCGAGGGCGGCGGCCGCUCGCUGGGAUGAGAGAAUCGCGCAGGCCCGUUCCGCUUGCGAAGCCUGGCAAAGGGAGUCCGACGAAGCACAACGCAAAGCGGCUUUGGCCGAGCGACAGAGGGACGAGGCUUUGGCCCACGCGUUGAUCCUCAAACGCGAGCUCGAAACCACACGCGCCGGCAGACGAGAGUUACGUGGCCUGCCCCUGACGGCCCUGAAGUCUCUCCAAGUACAAGUGCGUUCUGAUUUGGAGGAGAUCGAGAAGGCGCUGUAUCUAGAGACGGCGACGAAGUGUAUGGUGUGCGAAGAACAGCCCCGUAGCGUGACUCUACCCCCUUGCAACCACUAUGUGUUGUGCGAAAGCUGCGCCGGCACAGCCAAGGAGUGCCCCUACUGUCAGACUCCCAUCCAGCAUCACCAGUAG